Messenger RNA from Esox lucius (northern pike), 1736 nucleotides. RefSeq lists its product as uncharacterized. NCBI's taxonomy places the organism in Eukaryota, Metazoa, Chordata, Actinopteri, Esociformes, Esocidae. Bases 312 to 1265 code for a protein of 317 amino acids. The record is from RefSeq and is a predicted model, not a curated record. The transcript has 6 exons.
GAGGGGAAUGAAAUGCUGACUUUUGUGGUGAAAUCAAGGUCCUUGAGAAAUGGAAAUGAGUUGAGCUUCCAAGUGAGAUAUUAAGUGAGAAACCUACAUUGAACUAGCUACAUGUGAGCAAUGGGAUGGUGUCAAAUCAAGGUAAUUGGACGUCUAAACCUGAAGACUAAACCAUCAAAGAUAAUUUGUUUACAGAUGAACUAUCAGAGGGAAGUUGAUGGUUCCCAUUUUUGUGGUUUUGCUUCCUCCACCAUGACUUUUUAAACUGACUAAAUGACAUUCGUCGCGUGUCAUCGCAGAACGGUAGAACCAUGAGCAGACAAACAGUGAACAUACAAUUUUGUUUUCUACUGGUCUGUUUGUUCCUUAAAACAGCAUUUCUCCAGGUCACAUGUGAACUGAAGUUCCAGAUUGUAAAGCCAGUCUCACUGGUUGGUGAGGAGGUCCAAAUGACCUGUGACGGACCAUGUUCUUCAUUCAACUACACCUGGUGUCAUCUGAACGAGACCAAAUAUACAGGCAGCAUUUACAUUUUACAUGUCACCCUUGAGAACUCUGGAGAAUACAAGUGCUCAUGUUAUAUAAAUGGAAAUGUGUGCUACAGUAAAGCAGUCAAUCUGACUGUUGUAGAGAGACUCUCCAAGGUGUGGGUGUCUUCCACAGCCCUGGCCAUAGUGGAGGGACAGAGUCUCACCUUGCACUGCGAAGCCGCCUCCCAGCCCUCCUCUGUGGCCUGGACAUGGACGCGGCUGAACGAGAGUGGCGGGUGGAGCGCCGUGAGUGCCGAGCAAGAGCUGACCCUGACCAGGGCAGGCCAGAGUGGCCAGUACCAAUGCCACGCCUACAGCAAUGUCCUGGGCCUCACGCAGAGCCAGAACAGCUCCGUUCACUCAGUCUACAUCAUCUCCUUCCCCCUGACGGGCAGUGUGAAUGCAGGAGUGGCCGGCCUGGGCCUGGCUCUCCUUGCCCUGGUUUCUCUGCUCCUGCUGAUGAUGUGGCGAGGGCGGCAGCUGGCCAAUGAGUCUCUGGCCGCAGGGGGCACUCUAGCCAAAGGUGAAUCACACCGUCUGGAGAAGUUCAUCGACACCUUGUACCAGAACCCCAGGGUGCAUUUGGCUUAUCCACGGGAGAAAACGGACAAAACCGGACUUGCUGGACCUACAAAAGCACAAAAGGGGAGACAGUGCCAAGGUCAGACUGGAGAUACAGGAGAAAUCUACAUGAACUGUGGCAGAAUUACGCAGACUUGUCACCAGCUUACAUAAUAGGUGAAGAUAACUAUGCCAGCUUGUCUUGAUUGUAGAUUAAGGUACUUGCACAAUAACUGAAACAGGGUAUGCAAAACCUACCGCUAGGGAAUACCAGACCAACUUGACAAACCACUGAAAUGGAAGAAGGGAUAAUUAUGUUGGGCACUGCCAAACCCUGUGGGGUAGUUUCUCAGACCAAUAUAAAACAUCUAGCACUAAAAACAGUUCCAACUGAGAUACUCUGUUGUCAGGCUUUCUUUUCCAGGACGAUGUAUCGUCUGCGUCUGGGUUGCUGUCUAGGGCCCGAAAAGUUAGUUUGUUUCAUAUUUGAUGAAAAAACACUUGACUAGAAAGAUGUGUGGCUUUAAAGAUUUUCUUUUACUCACCUUUUCAUUUUUGUUUGUCUGUGUUAAUGAUUUGCAAGAGGGGGGAGAUUGGUAUUUUCUGUAAUAUUUUAAUAGUAGCUUUAAAUAAAAUAAAAAAUGC